Messenger RNA from Pyrus x bretschneideri (Chinese white pear), 855 nucleotides. RefSeq names its product putative FBD-associated F-box protein At5g22720. The coding region runs from base 1 to 855 and encodes 284 amino acids. The record is from RefSeq and is a predicted model, not a curated record. Gene Ontology annotation, molecular function: protein binding. NCBI's taxonomy places the organism in Eukaryota, Viridiplantae, Streptophyta, Magnoliopsida, Rosales, Rosaceae. The transcript has a single exon.
AUGUUCAAGAGAGCCUUGCAUACAAAUCUACCUCGUGAUAGGAAGAGGAGGAAAACGGAAGGGGAAGGCGUCUCCGGCGCGUUAGGUUUUGAUUUGUGUACAGAAGCGUCUGGAGUUGAAGGAAAACGAAAGAGUGGAGAAUUAAGCAUGACUGACAAGAGUGUUAAGCUUAAACAGAAGGAAGGGGUGGGAAAUUGGAAUGGUGUGGAGAUGACAGUUGAAUGCGUGGAUUAUGUCUCGCAAUUGCCCGAAACUGUCAUCCAUCUCAUACCGUCUCUCCUUCGUGGUACAAAAGAUGCUGCUCGAACCAGUACCUUGUCGAAGAGGUGGAGGGACUUGUGGACCUCUUUCUCUGUUUUGGCAUUCGAUCAGUGCAAGUUUCAAGCACCAGAGGGAGUUAAAGAUAAGAAGACGUGCAAUGCAAUGUUUAAGGAUUUUGUUGACAAGUCUCUCCAAAGCCACUUUGAGCGUAAUUUGGGUAUAUAUAAGCUUGUGCUGCAUUUGAAUUCGUUUGAUCAAGAUAUGGCUCAUCGUAUUGAACAGUGGAUUGGACUUGCAGCUGAAAAUAAAAUAAAAGAGAUUGGUUUCCAUGCAAGCGGCCACUACACAUUGCCUAGGAAUGUCUUUGCUUCAGAAACCAUAACUGGAUUAAGGCUAGAAGGCUGUAGACUGGAUACUUCUAGCAAUAUAACGCUUCCUAAUCUGCAAAAGCUAUAUCUGCGAAGACUUCCUCUUGAUCAGUCGAUAAUUAUGAAUCUCAUUACUAGCUGCCCUCAAAUUAACGAUUUGAGACUCAUACUUUGCACGGGGUUAAUCAUCUGCAGAUUUCAAGUCUCCUUAAACUUUAUCGGGUAG